Drosophila kikkawai is the source of this 13296-nucleotide messenger RNA. It is a transcript of the gene Obsc, whose product is annotated as Obscurin. Gene Ontology annotation, biological process: protein phosphorylation. Lineage: Eukaryota; Metazoa; Arthropoda; Insecta; Diptera; Drosophilidae. Gene Ontology annotation, molecular function: protein kinase activity; protein binding; ATP binding. The record is from RefSeq and is a predicted model, not a curated record.
AUCAUUGGUAUCCGCCGCACGCAGUAGCCACUCAUUUUCACGCCGCGACGCAAGUUUAAAUUUAAAUCUAUUCCACUUUCGAAUGGGCCACCUCGGAAUAGUAAUCCUCAUCGACGAGUAGAUUAUGACAAGCGCGCACCCGAGUGCUCCAACGAUCGGUAUUUGCCUCCAAUCCUGCGCAAAUAAGUCCGAAUAAAAUUCAAAAAUUACCCCCAGUAAUAAGUUAUGCAAUACAUUUUCGAAUACGUACAACAGUGCGUAUACGUCCGCCCAUGAAGUGCAGCAGUGUGUGAAGUUAACCCAGUGAUAACGAAUAUCAAUCUGCAAGUCAGCAACUAUGGAUAGCGUCGCAGAUAUUGUAUUCGUGAGCCGGGAUUAUCAGGCUCAAACGAUGGCCACGGACGAGAUCAGCGUCCGCCAAGGGGACCUUGUCGAGCUUAUAAGUUCAAAGGCAUCUGAAAAGUCUAGAUGCUUUGUUCGAAUGUUCGAUAGCGGGGACUCCCCCAAAGAGGGCUGGGUUCCGAUAGAGAUCUUAGAAUUUAAUCCAACAAUGAGUAGCUCUAAUGGGAAGGAAAACGGUGAUGCGGAAUUUAGAAAGCAAACCAUUCUCAGGGAGCUGGUUGAAACGGAGGAGGAAUUCUCCAGGGACCUCAUGCAUGUUGUGGAAAAGUAUAUCAAGGGCAUUGACAAGCCAGUGGUGCCGAGGUCUGUGCGCGACAAUAAGGAUGUUAUAUUCUGCAAUUUCCUGCAAAUCGCCGAAUUUCACAAUAAUGUACUGAAGGAAGGGCUGAAGUGCUACAGCAAUCAACCGAACAUGGUGGCCAAGACCUUUCUGCGACUGGAAAGGGACUUUGAUAAGCAUGUGGUGUACUGCCAAAACGAACCUUUGGCACAGGACUAUCUCAGCUCCAGUCCAGAUGCUAAAAAGUACUUUCAAGAACUUUCAAAACAGCUCGGAGACGAUAAAUCUCUUUCAGAACACCUCAAACUACCCAUCCAGCGCAUAAACGACUAUCAACUUCUGUUCAAGGACUUCAUUAAGUACUCGCUAAGCUUGAAAGAGAACGUUAAAGACUUGGACAGGGCCCUAGAGUUAAUGCUUAGUGUGCCCAGUAGAGCGUACGACAAUAGGUUUCUUUCCAGCAUCGAGGGCUGUCGGGGUAACAUCUACAAGUUGGGUCGCCUGCUCCUCCACGACUGGUGCACCGUCCUCGACAAGGAGGGCAAGGCGCACGAUCGCUACUGCUUCCUGUUCAAGUCUCGCAUUUUGGUGACCAAGGUCCGGAAGAUAUCCGAGAACAGAUCCGUAUUUAUUUUGCAAAGCAUCGUGAAGCUCCCGCUGUGCAACAUCGAGCACAAGGCCGACGAGAAGCAAAUCCAAUUGAGUCUGAAAGCGCCAGACGCUGGCUCCAUCUUUCCGAUACACAUUAAGCCCCAUGGCCCAGAGUCGCACUUGACCUGGUUUAACGAGAUCUCCGCCCACAUCAACCAAGACGUCACUCUGCAGGAGCAUAAUGCCGAUGACCUGAAGGUCGACGCAUCGCAAAUCGCAUCUGAAAGUGAGCUAAUUCUUCAUCUUCCCCAAAGGGCCGAAGCCCACGAUCCGAAUCUUAGUGUCCGACCCUCUGACGUGGCCGAAAACUACUUCCUUAGCAAGGAGACCAAGGAGCGCCUACAGCUGGAACAGCAAGAGCUGCUGAAGCUCGAGCAGGAAGCCAUCGAAUUGUAUAAAAAACAGCAAUCUUCAAAGACAUCUUCCACGAGGACCGAGUCGGUUCAGAUCACCAGCACCCAGGUCAAGUCUAGUUCGGAGGUUCGUAGCCAAACACAGGAGUCUAAGGUGACCGCCAAGGUAGAAGAGGCAGCAAAACCACAGGUCAGAGAGGUUCCCAUCAAGGUAGUUUCGCCUCCACCACAAGCUCAGCCAGUAGCAGCUGCUCCUCCAGCGCCCCAGCCAGUGGCAGCUGCUCCUCCAGCGCCCCAGCCAGUAGCAGCUGCUCCUCCAGCGCCUCAGCCCGUGGCUGUUGCUCCUCAAGCACCCCAGCCUGUGGCAGUUGCUCCUCAAGCUCCUAAGACAGUGGCAGAAGCUCCUCCUCCAUCUGUAAAGAAUAAUUCUCCCGUGAAGGAAGCGAUUCCUGUCAAGGAAGUGAGUCCAGUAAAGCAAGUGGUACCACCACAGGCCGAGAAGGCUCCUCCAGUUAAGGAGGACCAAAAAGUAGAGACUCCGCCAGCUUCGCAUUCCAAGGAAGCUGAAGCUCCGAAACAGUCUGCUGAAUCCCGACAAGAAACCGUAUCCGAGUCCCAAACAACUGUCAUCGAAUCCGCAUCUAGUCUGGUCACCGAAGAGGCCGCAGCUGGUAAGCAGGAUGAAAACUUCACGAGAGACACAUCGCCAUAUGCGACGAUCCCCAAGAUCCAAGUAUACCGCCCCGUAGAUAGCGAUAACCCAGUGGUAACCGCCAAGCACAGACCCAUCGAGCUGAAAGACAUCGUUGGCUACAACGAAUCCCUGCGGGACAGCGACCCUGCGCCCGGUGGGGGAUCGGGAUCGGGAUCGCAGGGCCGCCAGGGAUACAGUGCUAACAUAACCGACCACGCUUCAUUAACCAUCUGGAAUAACCGACUAGCUAACAUCGCUAACGACCGAAAUGGGGCUAACCAGCACCUGCAGCAGUCUGGCCCCCCGCCGCCGCCCAUUCCGCCUAAUUUCACGCGCAUGCCCGGCUUCUUCCAGCCGCUUCCCCUCAUCGCUUACGAGACCACCAUUGAGAUCCUAAUAGUCAAGGCACGUCCCCCCUCACCGCCGCCCCCGCCGCCGCCGACCAUUAAACGCUUGCUAAUCCAUAACGAGAGCUUGGAGCAGAAGACGCAGAACUUUUUCGAGGGCAUCUACGACGCGUCCACUUCGGACACGUCGCUGCGGAAUGCCAAGCAAAAGAUUCGCAGCAUUAAGACCACGGUGCUGAAGUCGAAGGACUCCACUAAUUACGCCCAAGACACUGUACAGAAGGCCAAGGCCCGCGACUUUCUGCACAUUUUCACCCCGCCCGUCAAGAAGCGACCCAUUUACGAGAUUGUUGAGGAGCCCGUUAAUAUAUUUGAGAUCGAAGGCGAAUAUACUGAGUCUAUUGCUGACGAUUUCAGAGAGCGGGAGCCAAGUGCCGAUAUUGAAGCCAGGGGCCAAAGCGUCGGUGGUAUGGAUGAUUAUUAUUCUGGCUACUCACUGGCUUCCAAACGUCGCUAUGAAACCUCUAGCCGGACGCGGGACUACGAUCGGGGAACCUCCUACGACAGCACUGCCGAGCGAUCGCAGUAUGGAAUAAGCUCCAGGCGGGAUCGCAGCUCUAUUGACAAGGUUGAAGCUCGUUCGUCCCUCUUGGCCACCGGCCGUACAGAGAGCCGUGCCGCAAGCCGCACCGCCAGUCGCGCCGAAAGCCGUGCGGAAAGUCGUGCCUCCUACUCGGUGGCAGAAUCGCGUACCGGUAUCCGUUCUUCGUCCCAACUGUUGGAGGACCGACCCCUGCGCUCCGUCGAGAAGCCCGUGGUGGUGAAGAUGCUGAAGAGCGUGCAAGUGGAUCCUGGAGAGACCGCUCACUUUGAGAUCCAAUUCAAGGAUCAGCCCGGCCUUGUCACCUGGCUGAAGGACAACAAGCCGCUGGAGGAUCGUUUGGCUGAUCGCAUUACCCAGACCGCUGCUCCAAUGAAUUCCUACCGGUUGGACAUCAAGAACUGCACUGAAAGCGAUGCAGGAACUUACACCAUUCGGGCCCAGUCUGCUUCCGAGACAACAACUGUUUCGGCACAGCUUGCAGUGGGCCAAGCACCAGGCCAUGACGAGACUAAAACUAACACGGAGCCAGCCUUUCUGGUUAGCCUGAAGGAUGCCGAAAUGAUCGAGAACACUCUCUUCCGUUUCAUGAUCAAGAUCAAGGGCGAUCCCAAGCCUAGGGUCAAAUUCUACAAAGAUGAGAAGGAGAUCCUCGAGGUCAAUGAUCGGAUUCAAAUUAUCCGUGACAAGGAUUACCUUGGCUUCUAUGAGCUGGUAAUCGCCGAUGUCCAGAAGACCGACAGUGGAACCUACUCCUGCAAGGCCACGAACAAGUUCGGCGAAGCCACCUGCGAAGCCGUGGCCACCACAGUGGAGGACAAGAAUCCGUUUGGCGCACUCAGCGGACAGAUACUUCCGGCUGGUGAGAAGCCAGUCUUCCAAUGGAAGCGAAACGGCGAGGAGUUCGAUCCGGAGGAACGCUUCAAGGUGCUCUUCGGCGAGGACGAGGACUCUCUGGCUCUGGUUUUCCAGCAUGUGAAGCCCGAGGAUGCGGGUAUCUACACCUGCGUUGCUCAAACUUCCACGGGAAACAUCUCGUGCAGUGCCGAGCUCUCGGUUCAGGGAGCCAUUCAGACACUGAACCGGGAGCCCGAGAAGCCCACCCUGGUGAUCGAGCACCGCGAGGCAAACGCCAGCAUCGGCGGCUCGGCUAUUCUGGAGCUCCAAUGCAAGGGCUUCCCCAAGCCGGCGGUGCAGUGGAAGCACGACGGUGAGGUCAUCCAGGUGGACGAUAGGCACAAGUUCAUGUACGAGGAUGAGGAGAGCAUGUCGCUGGUCAUCAAGAAUGUCAACACUGCCGAUGCCGGAGAGUAUACCAUUGAGGCUAUCAACGAACUGGGCCAGGACGAGUCGACCAUUAACCUGGUGGUGAAAGCUCCUCCAAAGAUCAAAAAGAUUACGGAUAUUACUUGCUCGGCCGGGGAGACCAUCAAGAUGGAAAUCGAAGUGGAGGGAUUCCCACAGCCCACUGUCCAGGUCACCAACAACGGCAAGGACGUGACUGCCGAGAGCAACGUGAAGAUCUCCUCGACCUCCAUUGGCAAGAGUCUCGAGAAGGUUGUCGUGGAGGUAAAGGAGAUCAAGCUAUCGCAGGCGGGCAACUACUCCAUCAAGGCUACCAACGAUCUCAGCCAGACGUCAGAGUACUGGAGCUGCACGGUCAAGUCGAAGCCAGUGAUCGUGAAGCACUUCGAGAGCGAGUACAUCCACGGGGAGAAGGAGACCGUGCAGAUGACCGUGCGCAUCGAUGCGUAUCCGGAGGCCAAGCUGAUCUGGUACCAUGACGAGACCGAGAUCAAGGUGACCGAGUCGAAGUACACUGUGAGCAGCGAUGGCAACGCCUACACCCUGAAAAUAACCGGAGCCACGCGCGUGGAUGCCGGCAAGUACACCGUGAAGGCCACCAAUGAGCACGGGUCGGCUACCAGCACCACCGAUCUGUUGAUCAAGUGCACUCCGGAGUUCACACAGAAACUGAAGAACAUCACGGUGGCCGAGGGCGACUGCAAUGUGGAGCUCGUGGUUGGCGUGGAUGCUUAUCCGCGUCCCCAUGUCAAGUGGUACAUUGAUGGCAUCGAGAUCGAUGAAAAGCGUAACGAUUUCCGUCACGUGGAGGAGGGCAACAACUAUAAACUUAUCCUCAACAAGGUGGCCACCAACCAGCAAGGAAACUAUACCUGCAAGAUAAUGAAUGAUUACGGCAAGCUGGAGGACAGCUGUGUGGUGACUGUCAACUGCAAGCCCAAGGUCAAGCGGGGUCUCAAGAACAUUGAAGUUCAGGAGGGCAAAUCCUUCACUCUGGAGGUCGAGGUGUACAGCGAGCCAGAAGCCAAAAUCAAAUGGUUCAAGGAUGGCCAUGAAAUCUACGAAGAUGCACGCAUUAAGAUCUCUCGGGACACUCAGCGCAUCGAAAAUUACUAUCUGACUCUGAAUCUGGCCAGGACCGAGGAUGCGGGCACAUAUGAGAUGAAGGCAACGAACUUCAUUGGCGAGACGACCUCAACCUGCAAGGUUGCUGUGUUAACGAGCGACUCGGUGUCUUUGGGACAGACCGUGACAAAAACUAUGAUUGCGACGACUGAAGAACCUGAAGAAGGGGCUGUUCCGGAAAUCGUUCACGUGGAUGUCUUCCAGCAGCACAGCUACGAGAGCGUGCCCCUGAAGUACGAAGUCAUAGCCACGGGUAUUCCUAAGCCUGAAGCCAUAUGGUAUCACGACGGAAAACCUAUAACUGCUGAUAAGCAUACGGCCAUCACUGUGGAUGGGGACCAUUAUAAGCUGGAGGUGGAGUCACUGGAUAUGGUGGAUGCGGGAGAAUACAAGGUGGUCAUACAGAAUAAGUGUGGCGAGAAGUCUCAUCAGGGAGAUCUCUCCUUGUCGGGCAUUGCCGAGUAUCGCAAGCCCAUCCUGACUUCAGGACCUGGGCUAAAGGACAUUAAGGUUAACAAGGGCGAUAAGGUCUCUGAGCCCGUUAUGUUUACCGCCGAUCCUGCUCCUGAAAUCGUUUUGCUCAAGGACGGCCAGCCCGUCAAGGAGAGCAACAACCUCAAGCUGAAGGUGGAAAAGAAGGACAUUGAAAAUGGCCUGGUUCAAUACACGUGCACCUUGAAUAUCCUGGAGGCUGACAUCAAGGACUCAGGACGCUAUGAAUUGAAGGUGAAGAAUAAGUUCGGUGAACUGGCCACGAGUGGCUGGAUCGAUGUGCUGGCCAAGCCGGAGAUUUCUGGACUGGAUGACCGCAAGUGCCUGCCAGGCGACACCAUUUGCUUCGAGGCUCUGGUUCAGGCCAAUCCGAAACCCAAGGUUUCCUGGACUCGUGGCAACGAGAAUCUGUGCAACAACGAGAACUGCGAGGUAAUCGCCGACGUCGAUGCCGACAAGUAUCGGCUGGUCUUCCAGGCCGUCUCUCCCUCCGAGGAUGGCAAGUAUACAAUCACGGCAGUCAACAGCGAGGGAAGGUCCACGGUGGACUUCAAUCUGAACGUACUUGUGGAAAAGCCCACCUUCAUUGUGCAGCCCGAGAGCCAGAGCAUCCACGACUUCCGGCCUGUCUCCACCAAGGUUCUGGUGCAUGGCGUUCCUCUGCCAACUAUCGAGUGGUUUAAGGACGACAAGCCCAUUAACUACGAGGCGGUGAACAAGCCAAGCAAGGACAAGCUGUACAGCAAGGAGGAUACCAAGAAGGGAUCCGACCAAAUCGAGAGUGUGUUUGAUAUCAAGACAUUCAGGGAAAGCGAUGUGGGAGCGUACACCUGUGUGGCCACCAACGAAAUUGGAGUGACCAAGGCACCCUUCAAGCUGGGACUACUGGCCCUCGCACCCAGCUUUGUGAAGAAGUUGGACAAUGCUCUGGACGUGUUGCAGGGUGAGCCCCUUGUCUUGGAGUGCUGUGUCGACGGAAGUCCCCUGCCCACUGUUCAGUGGCUGAAGGACGGAGAUGAAGUUAAGCCGAGCGAGAGUGUAAAAUUAUCCACAAGCCCCGAUGGCUUGGUCAAGCUGGAGAUUAACAAUUGCCAGCCCAAUGACUCGGGAGCUUACAAGCUGAUUAUUUCCAAUCCUCAUGGCGAGAAAGUGGCGCUGUGUGCCGUUGCUGUUAAGCCCGAGGAGAUGCAGCCAAAGUUCCUCAAGCCAAUCACCGGCCAAACUGUUGUGGUGGGUGAGCCCUUAAAGCUGGAGGCUCAGGUCACCGGCUUCCCAGCUCCAGAGGUCAAGUGGUACAAGGAUGGCAUGCUGCUGCGUCCAAGUCCGGAAAUUAACUUUAUCAACAGCCCCAAUGGCCAGAUUGGUUUGAUCAUUGACGAAGCUCAGCCCCAGGAUGCCGGAGUCUACAAGUGCUUGAUUGCCAACAAGGGUGGCGAGAUCGAGGGUGUGUCCAAAGUGGAGAUUGUGCCCAAGGAGUCCAAGCCGGCGUUUGUGGCUGAGCUGCAGGAUGCCUCCAGUAUUGAAGGCUUCCCGGUGAAGAUGGACGUCAAGGUGGUUGGUUUCCCCCAGCCGAAGCUACAAUGGUUCCACAAUGGACACGAAAUUAAGCCCGAUCAGGGCCACAUUUCCAUUGUGGAGAAUCCGGACAAGAGCACGAGCCUUAUUAUUGAGAAAACAGUGCCUGGCGACUCCGGACUGUACGAAGUUAUUGCCCAAAAUCCCGAGGGAUCGACGGCCUCCAAGGCGAAGCUCUAUGUGGCCCCCAAGGCCGAUGAAACUGCCGCCGAAGAAGCACCUCAGUUUGUGUCUGCCCUGCGGGAUGUGAACGCCGACGAGGGCCAGGAGCUGGUGCUGUCCGCUCCGUUCAUUGCCAACCCCAUGCCCGAGGUUAUUUGGUCCAAGGAUGGCGUUACUCUGACUCCCAACGAGCGCCUGCUAAUGACUUGCGACGGCAAGCACAUCGGUCUGACCAUCAAACCGGCCGAGGCUGCAGAUUCCGGCAAUUACACUUGCCUCCUGGCCAAUCCCCUGGGCGAGGACUCGUCCGCCUGCAACGCUAAUGUUCGCAAGGUGUACAAGCCGCCAGUGUUCACGCAAAAGAUUUCCGAUCAGCAGCAGGUGUUUGGCAACAAUGCCAAGAUUCCGGUGACUGUCUCUGGAGUUCCGUAUCCGGAGCUGGUGUGGUACUUCCAGGACAAGCCUAUUCCCACCAAGUCCGACAAGUACAGCGUCAAGAACGAUGGCGACCAUCACAUGUUGAUUGUCAACAACUGCGAUAAGGACGACCAAGGUGUCUACAAGUGCAUUGCCAGCAACAGGGAGGGCAAAGACAUCACCCAAGGACGCCUCGACAUCGUUAACGAAAUUAAGAAGCACACGCGAUCGGAGCCUCCAGUAUUCCUCAAGAAGAUCGGCGACUGUGAUAUCUAUGAGGGCAUGGUUGCCAAGUUCACGGCCUGCGCCACGGGCUAUCCGGAACCCGAGGUGGAAUGGUUCAAGAACGACCAGAAACUGUUCCCCUCGGACCGCUUUCUCAUCGACAUUGAGCCUAAUGGCCUGCUCAGGCUAACCAUCAAAAAUGUGACCGAGUACGAUGUGGGUCGCUAUUCCUGUCGCAUUUUCAAUCCCUACGGCGAUGACAUCUGCCAUGCCGAACUCUUCUACGACUCUCUCGACAGCCAGCAGAAGCCCUUGGAAGACCAGUAUACCGACUUCAAAAAGUACAAGAAAUCCGGUGCUCCUCCACCGCUAUCGGAGGGUCCCAUUAUUUCUCGUAUGACCGAUCGCGGCUUGCUCCUGUCAUGGAACCCGUCGGUGCCGAUGACUCCCCGUUACCCCAUCACCUACCAGAUCGAAAUGAUGGAUCUGCCCGAGGGCGAUUGGCGCACUCUGAGGACCGGCGUACGCAGCUGUGCCUGUGACAUCCGCAAUCUGGAACCUUUCAGAGACUACAGAUUCCGAAUUCGAGUGGAGAAUAAGUUUGGUGUGAGCGAUCCCAGUCCUUACACGCAGACUUACAGGCAAAAACUGGUGCCCGAUCCACCUAAAACCUACACAUACUUGCCACCAGGCACAGAUUUCAGGCCAGAGACUUCACCCUAUUUCCCCAAGGACUUUGAUAUCGAGCGGCCUCCCCAUGAUGGCCUAGCUCAGGCUCCUCAAUUCCUUUUGCGCGAAAACGAUAUUAGCUAUGGUGUCAAGGAGCACAACACGGAGCUGAUGUGGUUCGUCUACGGCUACCCCAAGCCAAAGAUGACGUACUACUUUGAUGACAUGCUCAUCGAGUCGGGUGGCAGGUUUGAUCAGAGCUACACCCGAAAUGGCCAGGCCACGCUCUUCAUCAACAAAAUGCUAGAUCGCGAUGUUGGCUGGUACGAAGCUGUGGCCACCAACGAGCAUGGCGAGGCCAGGCAACGGGUGAGGCUGGAGAUUGCUGAGCAUCCGCGGUUCCUGAAGCGACCGGAUGAGACCUUUAUCAUGGCCCGCAAGAAUGGCAGGAUCGAGGCCAAGCUGGUGGGCAUUCCACUGCCGGAAGUGCAUUGGUUUAAGGACUGGAAGCCCAUUGCCGACUCGUCCCGCAUCAAGAUCAGUUCGUAUGAUCCGGAUAUCUAUGUGCUUUCGAUUCACGACUCCAUCAUCAAGGACGGUGGCCUGUACUCCAUCAGUGCCAGGAACAUUGCUGGCUCCAUUAGCACCUCGGUGACGGUGCACAUUGAGGAGAACGAGGAUCAGUACAUCUACAAGACCUACGGCAGGCAUCCGUAUGUGCGCUCCAAGCAACUGCGCUACCAGGACAAGUACGAUAUUGGUGACGAGCUGGGCCGUGGAACCCAGGGCAUCACUUAUCACGCCGUGGAGCGAGCCACUGGCGACAAUUACGCCGCCAAGAUCAUGUACGGCCGUCCAGAGUUGCGUCCAUUCAUGCUCAACGAGCUGGAGAUGAUGAACAUGUUCAAUCACAAGAACUUGAUUCGCCCGUACGAUGCGUAUGAUACCGAUCGCAGCGUGACUCUGAUCAUGGAGCUGGCUGCCGGCGGGGAGCUGGUGAGGGACAAUCUGCUCAGGCGCGACUAUUACACGGAGCGCGACAUCGCCCACUACAUCCGGCAGACGCUGUGGGGUCUGGAGCACAUGCACGAGAUGGGAGUGGGUCACAUGGGUCUCACGAUCAAGGACCUUUUGAUCUCCGUGGUCGGCGGUGAUUACAUCAAGGUGUCUGACUUUGGUUUGUCGAGGAAAAUCAAUAGGCACAACCUGUCCACUCUGGACUAUGGCAUGCCGGAAUUCGUCUCGCCGGAAGUCGUGAACAAGGAGGGCGUCAACUUCUCGCACGAUAUGUGGACCGUGGGACUGAUCACUUACGUCCUGCUGGGCGGUCACAAUCCCUUCCUGGGCAUCGACGACAGGGAAACCCUGACAAAGAUUCGCGAAGGCCGCUGGGACUUCAAGGACGAGAUUUGGACUCACAUCUCGGACGAUGGUCGUGACUUCAUCAGCCGCCUGCUGCUCUAUAGUCCCGAGGAACGUAUGGAUGUCAAGACUGCUCUGAAGCAUCCAUGGUUCUUCAUGCUGGAUCGCCAGGUGUACGACCAUGACUACCAGAUCAACACCGACCGCCUGAGGAACUACUACGACCACUUCAGGGACUGGUAUGCCAAUGCCUCCUGCAAGAACUACUUCCGCAGGCGCCGCCUCAGCGGCUGCUUCCAGCAUCCGUCCAAGAUGGUCUAUCCCCCGGGACACGUGUACACGCCGGAGAAUACCCCAGAGCCGCUGCCGGAGCCAAGGAAGCGGGCAAAGCGCGAGGAAGUCGUUUCCAAAUACCUACAUCCCGACUAUGAGCUGGGCCUGAUUCAAUCGGAGAGCCACUACCAAUACGGCCCCGAUACGUAUCUUUUGCAACUGCGAGAUGUCAACUUCCCCGUGAGAUUGCGUGAGUACAUGAAGGUGGCCCAUCGACGAUCCCCUUCGUUUGCCUUGAACGAUUCAGUGGACUGGUCUCUGCCCGUGAUCCGCGAGAGACGUCGCUUCACCGACAUCAUGGACGAGGAGAUCGAUGACGAGCGUACUCGCAGCCGCAUCAGCAUGUAUGCGGCCAACGAUUCGUAUUCGAUCCGUCGCCUGCGCACGGAGCUGGGACCUCGUCUGGAUGAGUACACCGAGGCCGAUGCCAUGAUCGAGACCCAGCGGGAGGGCUACCCACCAUUCUUCCGCGAGAAGCCCCAGACGAUUGCCAUAACCGAGAACCAGCCCAGCCACAUCCACUGCUUCGCCGUGGGCGAUCCCAAGCCGUGCGUGCAGUGGUUCAAGAACGACAUGGUGCUGUCCGAGAGCAAGAGAAUCAAGAUAUCGGUGGAUGAGGACGGUCGCUCCAUCCUGCGCUUCGAGCCGGCCCUGCACUUCGAUGUGGGAGUCUACAAGGCGGUGGCCAGGAACAAGGUGGGCCAGACCGUGGCCCGUUGCCGCAUCGUGGUUGCCACUCUGCCCGAUGCCCCCGACUCGCCGGAGAUUUCCGCCAACAGCGGCUCCGAGAUCCUGCUCCGCUGGAAGCAGCCACGUGACGAUGGCCACUCCACAGUGCUGUGCUACAGCCUGCAGUACAAGCUGAGCAACUGCGAUGCCUGGACCACUGUGGCGGACAACAUCGAUCAUGAGUUCUACCUGCUGCACGACCUGCAGCCGAACACCAGCUAUCAGUUCCGACUGGCUUCUAAGAAUCGUAUCGGCUGGAGCGAGAUGGGCAUACCCGUGUCUGCGUCCACGUCGGGAGCCGACGCCCCCAAGAUUCACAUCACCAAGGCCAUGAAGCAUUUACAGCAGCUCACCGAGAACGGGCACGAGGUGGUGCCCGAGGAGGAGCGCGUGCACACCGACUACCAUUGCGAGCGCGAGCCUCCCAACUGGGUGACCGACUCCUCAGUCAGCGACAAGUACAGCUUCAUCUCGGAGAUUGCCCGCGGCGAGUUCAGCACCAUUGUCAAGGGCAUCCAGAAGUCCACUGACACCGUUGUGGUGGCCAAGAUCCUGGAGGUGACCGACGAAAACGAGGAUAACGUGGUGGCCGAGUUUGACAACUUUAAGACCCUGCGCCACGAACGCAUCCCCGCGCUCUUCAGCGCCUACAAGCCCCUGAACGUGCCCAUUGCCAUCUUUGUGAUGGAGAAACUCCAGGGCGCCGAUGUGCUCACCUACUUCAGCAGCCGACACGAGUACUCGGAGCAGAUGGUGGCCACCGUGAUCACCCAGCUGUUGGAUGCCCUGCAGUAUCUGCACUGGCGCGGCUACUGUCACCUCAACAUCCAGCCCGACAAUGUGGUGAUGGCCUCGGUGCGUUCCAUUCAGGUGAAGCUGGUCGAUUUCGGAUCGGCCAAGAAGGUCAACAAGCUGGGCGUGAAGGUAACGCCAUGCGGAUCCCUGGACUUCCAGCCGCCCGAGAUGAUCAACGACGAGCCGAUAUUCCCGCAGAGCGACAUCUGGUCGGUGGGUGCCCUCACCUACUUGCUCCUGUCCGGAUGCAGUGCAUUCCGCGGCGCCGACGAGUACGAGACCAAGCAGAAUAUCUCCUUUGUGCGCUACAGAUUCGAGAAUCUGUUCAAGGAAGUCACUCCCGAGGCCACCAGAUUCAUUAUGCUGCUUUUCAAGCGCCAUCCCACAAAACGACCAUACACCGAAGAUUGCUUGGAGCACAGGUGGCUCAUGUCGUCCGACUACAUGGUUAGGAAGCGCGAACGUGCCAUCUUCUUGGGCAGCCGUCUAAAGACGUUCUGCGAUGAAUACCAUGACCUAAAGAAUGCCACGGCCACGUCAUCCAAGGUCCUGAACACGGUCGCCGGCGGACCGACACCUACUCAACUACUUCGAUCGAACAGCAUCCAGGAGGAAUUGCUUACAACAUUUUAGUCAAUUAGUAGCGAAGUGGUAGUGUUAAGCGAACAAAUGUUGUUUUUAUUUCUUGUAUAUAUGGAAUAUAAAUAAUUAUACACAACAUCUAAAAUUCUAUAUAUAUCAAAUAUAUAUUAUCUGGUUAAUUAAACGAAAUAAUCGAA